CGCUAGGCUACUCAGUUUACUUUUGAGAUCCUUGGCAGUCAGAAGUGCCAUUCGGUACAUCCCGUGACCACUAUUAAAUACGAUAUGUUUUAUCGCGUGAAGUUAAAGUAGUACUUUAUCGCGUUACGGUUAUGUGCGAUACGCAAAGUAACUCCGUAGUGUUUUUGGAUGCGUGAACUAAUUUUAAAAAUGUUGUUCCUAGUUUUUGUGUGUGUUAUAAGUGUCGCAUACGCGAGGUUCGACGGUGCCAAUGAGCAAUGCUCAUGGUUACCAGAUAACAACGAUGGAAGUUCGAAGUUGGCCGUCACUUGCAACGUUCGACUGUUGGACGAGCAAGCGGGCAACCUGACGAACAUCCCGCAAGAAGUCACUUCCAAGUUGAAAAUCCAAUGCUCCAACGCCAUAUUUUACGAAAGUAUUUUACCAUCAACUUUACAUAGGUUACACGAGCUUGAGGACUUAAGAAUAUCAAAUUGCAAGAUCCUCAAUAUCGACUCGAAUACCUUCGAGGGGCUUUAUAAUUUAAAAAAAUUAUUUAUCAAUAGUUUCAAUGUCGAGUGGGGUUUGAAUAAAAACUUGGAGCUAACGAGUUUGAGUUUUCAAGGGCUGAAGGAGCUGCAAGUGUUAGACUUGGCGGAUAAUAAUAUAAGGGCCCUACCCGAGGGCGCUUUUUGUUCCUUAAUGAAUUUACAAACUUUAAACUUGACAAGGAACAAAAUCCGCUCCACUGAAAGAAUCGGGAUCAGUACCCCGGAGUGUAGCUCUAGCGAGUUACAGAACUUGGACUUGAGCUUUAACGAUAUUAGAAGUUUGGGGGACGACAGUGGGCUUGGAAAGCUCCGUAGGCUACAACACCUUAAUUUGCAAUAUAACAAUAUUACUGAUUUAUCUGGUGAUAGUUUAGCUGGACUUGUGAGCUUAAAAAUUGUGGAUUUAUCUAAUAACAAUAUAGGCUCCUUACCUCAAGGAUUAUUCGCUGGCUCUCCAGAGCUUAAAGAAAUACACUUACAAAAUAAUUCCCUAUAUGCCCUUGCUAAAGGAUUAUUUCACCGUUUGGAGCAACUUUUGGUGUUGGAUUUAAGUGGGAAUCAGCUUACAAGUAGCCAUGUCGACAACGGGACUUUUUCAGGGUUAAUACGCUUGAUUGUGCUAAACCUCUCACAUAAUGCCCUUACCAGAAUAGACUCCCGGACUUUUAAAGAUUUAUUCUUUUUACAAAUAUUGGACUUGAGAAAUAAUUCGAUUGGAUUUAUUGAGGAUAAUGCCUUUUUACCUUUAUACAACUUGCACACGUUAAAUUUGGCUGAGAACCGUUUGAACACCAUUGGACCCCAUCUGUUCAAUGGGCUGUUUGUACUAAGCAAAUUAACGCUGAAUAAUAAUUUAAUUGUGACUAUUGAUGCUCGGGCUUUCCAAAACUGCUCCGCCCUUAAAGAGCUCGAUUUAAGCUCGAAUGCUUUGUCACAAGUUCCUGAAGCUAUACAAGAACUGUCUUUCCUAAAGACCUUGGAUUUGGGUGAGAAUCAGAUUAGUGAGUUUUUCAAUGGUUCUUUUAGGAACCUUAAUCAGCUUACUGGGUUGAGGUUGAUAGAUAAUACGAUUGGGAACCUUACCAGAGGGAUGCUGUGGGAUUUGCCUAGUUUGCAGGUACUAAAUUUGGCUAAAAAUAAAAUUCAAACUAUUGAAAGAGGCACUUUUGAGCGCAACAUUCAGAUUGAAGCCAUUAGGCUUGAUGAAAAUUUCCUUACGGAUAUUAAUGGGGUGUUUGCCACCCUGGCCACUCUUUUAUGGCUAAAUUUGAGUGAAAACCACUUGGUGUGGUUUGAUUAUGCUUUUAUCCCAAGCAAUUUAAAGUGGCUGGAUAUUCAUGGGAACUUUAUAGAGCACUUGGGGAAUUACUAUAAAAUUCAGGAUGAAAUAGGCGUAAAGACCCUGGACGCCAGCCAUAACAGGAUAACCGAGAUCUCUGGUAUGUCUAUUCCUAAUAGUGUGGAGCUUUUGUUUAUAAACAAUAAUUUUAUUAAAAAAGUGCACUCUAAUACUUUCCUUGAUAAGACCCAUCUUGCUAGAGUAGACAUGUAUGCCAAUGAUUUAGUGAAUUUAGACCUAAAUGCCCUUCGUCUCACGACAGUGCCAACCAACCGAUCCAUUCCAGAGGUUUACCUUGGAGGCAACCCAUUCCACUGUGACUGCACUAUGGAAUGGCUCCAGAUCAUCAAUGGAAUGUCUGCCUCCAGACAAUAUCCAAGAAUCAUGGAUUCUGAUAAUGUCAUGUGUAAAAUGACUCACUCACGAGGUAUGACUCAUAUGCCCCUCAGCCAAACAAAAGCAAGCGACUUCUUGUGUGCAUAUGAAACUCAUUGCUUCACAUUGUGCCAUUGUUGCGAAUUUGAUGCAUGCGACUGCGAAAUGACUUGUCCAAAUAACUGUAGCUGCUAUCACGACCAAACCUGGAAUACCAACGUGGUGGACUGUUCUGGACAAACUGCUUCGGAGAUACCGUUGAAGAUCCCUAUGGAUGCCACCGAGGUCUACCUUGAUGGUAAUAACAUUAAAGAGCUGCAUAAUCAUGCUUUUAUUGGCAGGAAAAACUUGAAAACUUUAUUUGUGAAUAACAGUAACGUCGAGUCUAUCCAGAACAGCACUUUUAACAGUCUGCACGCCCUACAGGUGUUACACCUGGAAGAAAACAAGCUGCGUGAGUUGAAAGGUUAUGAGUUCGAACGUCUGGAUAACCUGAAGGAGUUGUACCUCCAAAGCAACCUUAUUGAGGCGGUAAAUAAUAAAACGUUCGAACCCUUGACCUCCCUGGUGAUCCUCCGUAUUGAUGGUAACAGAUUAACCUCUUUCCCUGUAUGGCAACUAAACCUGAACACUCGUCUCACUCAAAUUAUGAUGGCGGCAAAUCCUUGGUCCUGUCGCUGUAAAUUCCUGCAAGGCUUAACCUCCUGGGUAGCUGAGAACGCUGUAAAAGUGCUAGACAGUGCUAGUUUAAUGUGCUCAAUCCCCGACUCACGUCCAACUCAAAAUCGCGAAUUAGAUUUCAACUCCACCGCCUGUAGUGACUAUUAUGCAGGUAGUUCAGUGAUCGACUCCAUGUUGGUAAGUGACUAUUGGCCCAUGGUAGUUGUUACGCUCUGUAUAGUGAUCCUAAUGCUCCUAGCAAUCGUGCUAUGGUUUAUAUUUAGAGACCCAGUGCGUGUGUGGCUCUAUUCGCGUUACGGAGUGCGCCUGUGUAACUUUAGGGACUCUACCUCAAAACAGUACGACGACAGUGACAAAUUAUAUGACGCGUUUGUGUGCUACAGCCCCAAAGAUGAGGAGUGGGUGGUGCAUAACCUUGCUGCCGAGCUAGAACCAAGGUAUCAGCUAUGCCUACACUACCGAGACAUUCCUAAUCCUGCCUACAUACAGCAUGCUGCACCUGCAGUAAUUGAGGCUUCAGAGGCUAGUCGCCGGGUAGUUAUGGUCCUAACGAGGAAUUUUUUAGAGACUGAAUGGUCCAGGUUCGAUCUAAGGCAAGCGUUCCAUGAGGCCCUAAAGGUGCGAGUCUACAACUUAAUAAUAAUCGAGCUAGGUCCAAUCCAGGAUCCUUUAAUGGAUCCAGAGCUGAAACUCUAUCUAAAAACAGCUGAGCGAGUCAAAUGGAGCGACCGCAGGUGUUGGGAACGGUUAAAAUACGCCCUGCCCUCAGUGGACUCCCGAGGGAAAAUAAACGCCAACUAUCGAAGGAACAUCAACAACUACACAAUAGAUUCGAGAGUAGUCGCCAACGGUACUCAUCCUCAUCAUCAUUUCACUCACGAGAAGGUGCGGACCCAAGGGCCUCCCUCACCCGGGAUGCAGAUGAUCCCUCCUCCUGCAUAUUCCGCUUCGGGGGUCCCUCAGGAGUUGGAGGAUGCCAACUACUCCUCCGCCACAACGGCCACUCCAUCUCCGAGGCCAUCCAGGAGGAUCUCGCAGGAGCAGAGGCCAAUUUCUGAUCACAUCUAUUCUAGUAUAGACUCAGACUACAGUACUCUGGAACGGGGAGGUUCUGGGAGGCGUAUGGGACCUCCUCAGCAGUGGAGGCCUCCUCACCCUCAUAUGGUCCUGCAGCAUGGUAACCAUAACGGCGGCCAGGCCUAUCUAGUGUGAUAUUUUUUUCCUUGACUGAUUAGGUAUAUGUACAGUAAGUUGUAUUUUUUAAGACUUAAAAAAUUCCUCUUUAAUAAUAAUUUUUGGGAUUUUGUGGUAUGUUAAAUUGUUUGUUUUAGGGACGGAUUUUAUUAUGGGUCGCUUUAUGCAGGGCGAUAAACGUUUUAUUGGACGCCCUUGCUUAAACGACCUUUUUGAAUUUAUUUAACUUUGUCAGGUCCUAUAGAAUUAGGGUGUUAAGGUUUUAUAUUAUCAUUUUGUACAUACAUUUCAAAUACGUAAAAAAAAUAA
Molecule: messenger RNA, 4428 nt
Organism: Anthonomus grandis grandis
Lineage: Eukaryota; Metazoa; Arthropoda; Insecta; Coleoptera; Curculionidae
Gene: Toll-7
Product: toll-like receptor 7
Exons: 1
Coding region: 169-4137 (1322 amino acids)
Biological process (GO): signal transduction
Molecular function (GO): protein binding
Source: RefSeq, a predicted model, not a curated record